Papaver somniferum (opium poppy) is the source of this 3019-nucleotide messenger RNA. Its product is annotated as plasma membrane ATPase 1-like. Gene Ontology annotation, molecular function: ATP binding; P-type proton-exporting transporter activity; ATP hydrolysis activity. Lineage: Eukaryota; Viridiplantae; Streptophyta; Magnoliopsida; Ranunculales; Papaveraceae. The record is from RefSeq and is a predicted model, not a curated record. Gene Ontology annotation, biological process: regulation of intracellular pH; proton export across plasma membrane. Gene Ontology annotation, cellular component: plasma membrane. Bases 63 to 2786 code for a protein of 907 amino acids. The transcript is spliced from 19 exons.
AACAAAGUAAGAGUACAGUGAACACUCUGCAAACAAAAAAAAAAAAUCAAAAAGAAAGAGUAAUGGCUGAUCUGUCGGAGGAGGACGCGUUCGUCAUACAAACUUCAGACCUGAGGUUCAAAAAAAUUGAAGAAGUACUCGAGAUUCUCAAAUGUGACAGAAAUGGUCUUACUAAAGCAGCAGCCGAACAACGGUUACUCUUGCUUGGUUACAACAGUCUAGAGCAGAGGAAGAUUUAUGUAAUUUUAUAUCUCUGGGUUCUUACAGAUGAGAGUAAGUUUCUGAGAUUUCUAGGGUUCAUGUGGAACCCUCUCUCAUGGGUAUUAGAAGCUGCAGCAAUUAUGGCUUUUGUUACUGCUAUUGGGGGAGGUAAACCAUCGGAUUGGAUUAUAUUUGUAGGGAUUGUAAUCUUACUUCUAAUGAACUCGGGAAUCGGUUUGAUUGAAGAGAUUGAUACUGAAAAUGCUGCUGCUGUUCCUUUUAAAACAAAGGUUCGUCGUGCUGGAGGCUUGGAAGACGAAGAUGCGGUGAAACUUGUUCCAGGAGAUGUCAUCAGUAUCCAGUUUGGUGAUAUCAUCCCUGCUGAUGUCCGUCUACUCGAAGGAGACCCUGUAGUAAUCGAUCAGUAUGCCCUUGCUGGCGAGUGUCUUCCAGAGACGAAUUGCCCAGGGAAUCCAGUUUUUUCUGGAUCAACUUGCAAACAGGGGAAUAUAGAAGCCGUAGUGAUCGCUACAGGACGCCAUACAUGCUAUGGAGAACAUAGAUAUCUAUUAGAUGCGACAAACAAAGUUUGUCAGUACCAAAAGGUUUUGACUGCAAUUAUGUAUUUCUGCAUAUGUUCAACAGCUGUUGGAAUAAUAAUAGAGAUCACUGCAUUAUACCCAUCUCCAAGACGUCCUUAUCAUACGUUAAUUGAUAAUCUUCUGGUUCUUCUGAUUGGAGGGAUUCCCAUAGCCAUGCAUAGAGUACUCUCAAUGGCAAUGACAAUUGGCUCCCGUCGCUUGUCUGAGAAGGGAGCUAUCACCCACAGAAUGGGGGCAAUCGAAAAUUUGGCAGGAAUGGAUGUGCUCUGCAGUGACAAGACAGGAAUUUUAACUGUGAACGAACUAGCUUCUGAAGAAAGUAUCAUGCAGGAUUCAUUUUUGGCGGGUGCAGUAUCAGUGCAUCAUCUUAUUCUAGCAGCAUCCCGUGCAUACAGGCUUGGAAACCCAGACGAUGUAGACAAAUCUAUAAAUGAAUUGCUAAACGAAGAAGAGAAGCAUGCACGCUCUCUCCUUCGAGAAGCUCAUUUCCAGCCAUUUAAUCCAACGGAUGAGCGUACAGCUCUGACUUAUAUUGAUGGUAGAACAAAUACGAUGCGCCGAGUCAGCAAAGGUGCACCAGAAAAGAUUCUGGAUCUGUUAGACGACAAGUCUAACAUAGAGCAGAGUGUCCAUCUUAAGAUAAAUGAGUAUGCAGAGAAAGGUUUACAAGCACUUGCUGUAGCAUAUCAGGAAGUCCCAGAUGGAAUCUCUGGAGGUCCAUGGGUAUUCCUAGGUCUCUUGCCUAUUCGCGAUCGUCCUCUAGAGGACAGUGUCAGUUCAAUAGAAAAUGCCCGAAACCUUGGUGUAAAUGUCAAAAUGAUCACAGGUGAUCCAUUAAAUAUUGCUAAGCACACAGCAGAUAGCCUGGGAUGGAGGACUGACAUACAUCCCUCAUCUUCUUUGUUGGGCCGUAACGAGGAUGACAUAAUCACGGCCGUGGAUAUGAUACAAAAAGCUGAAGUUUUUGCUGGUGUCUCUCCAGAGUAUAAAUAUGAGAUCGUAAAGCGUUUGCGAGCUAAGAAACGUAUAUGUGGAGUUACCGGUAAAGGAGUAAAUGAUGUUCCUGCACUAUACAAAGCUGACGUUGGAAUAGCCGUUCCUGAUGCCACUGAUGCAGCUCGUAGUGCUUCUGACAUUGUCUUGAAAGAACCGGGUCUUAGUGUUAUUAUCAGAGCAGUGAAGACCAGUAGAAAAGUCUUUCAUAGGAUGAGAAGUUACACAAUUUAUGUGGUUUCUAUGACAACCUUUAAUCUGCUUGGUUUCAUGGUACUUGCUCUUGUAUGGAAAUUUAGUUUUCCACCUUUCAUGCUGCUACUCAUUGCCAUCACGAAUCAUGUGCUUGUAACCAGAAUGUCAAGGGACAAUGUGAAGCCAUCUCCUCGACCAGAUAAGUGGAGACUGUCAGAACUUUUCGUGGUGGGUGUUGUUCUAGGCUGCUACUUGGCAUCAAUGACGGUCUUAUUUUUCUGGACAGCGUCUAGAACAAACUUCUUUGAGACUUGUUUCAAGGUUUCAAGUUUAAAAGGUACAGGCCAGGAUAAUUUAGGAAAACUUUCAUCAGCAAUAUACCUGCAAAUAAGCAUUAUCAGCCAAGCUCUGGCAUUUGUGACUCGGUCACAUGGUUGGUCUUUCAUUAAGCCUCCUGGUUCAUUGACAGUAACGUUUUGUGCUUGUCAGCUGAUGGCAACGUUGUUUGCAGUCUUCGCUAACUGGAGCUUUGCAACAGUUCAGGGGAUGGGAUGGGGUUGGGCAAUUGUCGUUUGGGUCUACAGUAUAGUCACAUUUAUACUCCUGGGCAUCGUUAGAAUCGUAACCUGUUGUAUCCUGACUGCGUUGGAAAAUCGAAUCAAGAUGGUUCAUUCUAUGAAGAUGUAUUUACGAAGUGUGCCAUUGGAGAAGCACCUCAAUUUGGAAAAUAGAGGAAUAGUAAAUAGCCGAGGGGAUCUUCCAUUGUACCGUCGUGAUCGUCCUCAUUUGGAAUAAAUCAAUUUGAUUUCUACAUGAUUUUUUAUUUUUUUUUUGCAAAAAUGGUGCCCUUCAGGCAGAAGAGGGGUGGAGCAGACAAUGGCAUGAACUAAUGAUACUGUACAUAUCAAGGUAGAAAAAAGUAUGUAUGGUGAUAGUGAUGUACUGUGAUGAGGCUUUUAAACAUGUUUUGGGAGUCAAUUUCUGGAUCAUUGAUGCCAAUAUGGAAGAAUGUAAUUAUUUCUAGUCAU